Molecule: messenger RNA, 777 nt
Organism: Dujonia railenensis
Lineage: Eukaryota; Fungi; Ascomycota; Pichiomycetes; Serinales; Debaryomycetaceae
Source: the annotation of a GenBank genome assembly
AUGGUCAGGCAGGUGAUUACAGACUGGGAUGAAACUGUUACAAAAGUCGAUACCAUUCGUUUUUUGGCAGAGGCUGCGUACAUAAAGAAGCCUCACUAUACACCACCCUUUUCGUAUUUCUCAGAUGUCUACCAAGCGGCUUUGGACAAUUUUAAUGCGGACAAAAAUAUGGUUGCAUUUUCUGAGUUGCAAUAUCAACAACACAUCAAGUCUGUAGAACUAACGUCCAUUAGGGAAAUUGAGAGGUUGAAUCUCUUUCAGGGAUUGUCUAAGAGUGACUUUCGAGCUGUCUCUGAAAGAGUGGAAAUUCAUGCUGACUUUCUCGAGUUCUUGGAGGCUUGUAACAAUUUGAAUAUUCCGGUUGCAAUAUUGAGCGUUAACUGGACAAAGACCGUAAUCGAAGAAGUGCUAAGGAAGAACGGUGUAGAUCCUACUGAUAUGAAGAUCUUGGUCAAUGAGUUUGUAUUUGAUGGUAACAAUGUGUGCACUGGUAGAUUUGACGACGGAAUUUCCAUCAGAACUGGAUAUGAUAAACUUAAAUUGGUCCAGUCAUUCGAAGAGAAAGACUACAUGUAUAUAGGCGAUAGUAGAACAGAUUUGUUAUCUAUUUUUGACAGUAAGGUCGGUGUAAUCUUCAAGAAAGAGUCUACCCGGGAAAAAGCGAGAUCUAUGGGUGUUAAGGUCUUGGAGAAAGGAGAAACAGGAGACACAGGGGUGCCAUAUGUUUACUACGCUGAAGGUUGGCGUGAGCUUAUUGCUUUACUUAAGACUGAUUGA